Asparagus officinalis (garden asparagus) is the source of this 1805-nucleotide messenger RNA. RefSeq names its product hydroxymethylglutaryl-CoA lyase, mitochondrial-like. The record is from RefSeq and is a predicted model, not a curated record. Gene Ontology annotation, biological process: L-leucine catabolic process; ketone body biosynthetic process. The coding region runs from base 257 to 1633 and encodes 458 amino acids. The transcript has 9 exons. NCBI's taxonomy places the organism in Eukaryota, Viridiplantae, Streptophyta, Magnoliopsida, Asparagales, Asparagaceae. Gene Ontology annotation, molecular function: hydroxymethylglutaryl-CoA lyase activity.
UAACCUCCACAAUAAAUAAAAAAACAAUAAAAAAGUUAUUUACUAAAUAGUCAAAGAGUUUGGUCUCUGGGUCUCAUUUCUUUUCCUUACCGUUUUUGCUAAUUCUUGGGGGAAAGGGGCUGCUCGAUUGCAGGUCAGAUGGGCUCUUGACUUCCUGCUGUGUUCUUGUGAAAUUUUGGGUACUUUGAUUCUUGUAUCUUGCUAUUCCUUGAGGUGCAUAAGUACUGUAAUGCACUGCUGUUGAAAAACUUAAAUUAUGCUGACACCGAAAGUUUUGCCUGCUUGUCAAUGGUGGACUACUUGCUUAUCAAAUGCAGUUAAAAGAUCCCUCUUGAACUUCAAUUUCCAGAUGUCGAGCUUAGAGGAGCCUCUAGGUCUCGACAAUUUUCCAAGCUUAAGUGGGGUAUGUUGGAUCCAGAGGUUUAGUCCUAACGCUUGGAGCCCCAGAGAAUAUGAAACUGAAAUGGGUAAUUGUUUGAUUGAAGGUAGACAAUGCAGCUCUUCAAAUAGUUGCUCUGAAGAAUAUACAUGGGGAAGGAAAACAAAGGAUAUGUACUGCUCAGACUCUUUACUUUGGAGGAGAUCAAGCCUUUGUAGGAGUCGAAUGGUCUUUGAUAAUGUUUCUGAUUCAUGGUAUUUACAAGGUCAUCAAACUCGUCACUACCACUCAUCAAGCAAUGGCAGGGAGAGUGAUCUAACAAAUAAGUUCUUGAGGGUUAUGCCAAAAUUUGUAAAGAUAGUCGAAGUUGGACCAAGAGAUGGAUUACAAAAUGAAAAGAAUACUAUACCCACAGCUGUAAAAAUUGAACUAAUACAGAGGUUGGCCUCUUCCGGAUUAUCUAUUAUUGAGGCCACCAGUUUCGUCUCUUCGAAAUGGGUACCACAGUUGGCAGAUGGAAAGGAUGUGAUGGAAGGAAUUAAACAUAUUGAGGGUGUGAUGUUCCCUGUGCUAACCCCAAAUCUCAGAGGAUUUGAGGCUGCUAUUGCAGCUGGAGCAAAGGAAGUCGCAGUAUUUGCAUCAGCUUCUGAAGCUUUUUCUAAAUCAAACAUCAAUUGUAGCAUUAAAGAAAGCCUUGCCCGUUAUCUUGAUGUCACUCUUGCUGCAAAGAAAUUAGCCAUACCUGUAAGAGGGUAUGUAUCAUGUGUUCUGGGGUGUCCAAUAGAAGGCGAGGUGCCUCCAUCAAAGGUUGCUUAUGUGGCAAAGGAACUUUAUGACAUGGGAUGCUCUGAAAUCUCGCUUUGUGAUACUAUAGGAGUUGGUAGUCCAGGAGCUGUCAUUCCAAUGCUUGAAGCUGUCAUGUCGGUCGUUCCAACUGAGAAAUUGGCUGUUCAUUUCCACGACACCUAUGGUCAGUCUCUGGCCAAUAUUUUGAUCUCCCUUCAGAUGGGGAUCACCACUGUGGAUGCAUCGGUCUCUGGCCUUGGGGGCUGCCCCUACGCCAAGGGCGCUUCCGGAAAUGUUGCCACUGAGGACGUCGUCUACAUGCUCCAAGGUCUCGGCAUAAAGACCAACGUUGAUCUUCGCGAGCUUAUUGCCGCUGGUGAUUUCAUCAGUAAGCAUUUGGGUCGCCAGUCCGGCUCUAAAGCUGCCAUUGCUUUGAGCAGAAUUGCUGAUUCCUCCAAAAUAAUUUAAUUUGAUGAUAAGUUGUAUGUUGGAUGAUGAGAAUUGAGAUGGGUGAUUAUAAGUAAUGUUUACGUGAUGUAUGAUGCAUGGAGUAAAGUUUUAAUGCGACUUGAGAUAUCAUUGUAUACGUAUAAUAUUCAGAAUUCUUGUAUUGGAGCUAUAACAAGUGUAACUUAAAACU